Aspergillus affinis is the source of this 1242-nucleotide messenger RNA. RefSeq lists its product as uncharacterized. The transcript has 3 exons. The record is from RefSeq and is a predicted model, not a curated record. Lineage: Eukaryota; Fungi; Ascomycota; Eurotiomycetes; Eurotiales; Aspergillaceae. The coding region runs from base 1 to 1242 and encodes 413 amino acids.
AUGUCUUUGCAACCACCAGCUUUCUGGGACAAUCUCCAGAACAUCUCCAUGACCAGCAGCGCAUUGAAAGAGGCAGCAAGACGUUACUACCAACCACCGUUACCCAAAGAACUGUGUCCUGAUAUCAGCUGGUCAGCUGCCAAAAUCGUCGCAAGUUAUCCGCCGCGGGAAUUGCAAAAACUGAAGCGCUUUGCUAGACAAGGAGGACCUGGUUUUUCUGAUCUCAGAUAUUGUUCCUUGAAAACGCCCAUUCCCAGCAUGGCUUCCGGCAACUGCUACGCAACCUCUAGGGUAACGACUCACGCCAGCGAAUUCUUGACGAAAUUGAAGGAGAGCCAUGUUUAUCCUGCUGGAUAUAGAUUGCCAGAAGGCGGAGAGAUGGAGCCACCGGCGAAUUUCACGACCAUCGUCGAUAUGCUAUCUCACGAUAGGCCUUCGUUGCCACAGAUCACCAAGAAAGAUUUCGAGGACUUCAAGCGUGCAUGGAAAGAUAUUGCGACAGAACAAGUUGACAGAGACUUGGAGGAGUAUUUCGCGGAGGUGCUGGAAGGGGGUGAUAGCGAAGACUCAAAGUGCGAAAAUGGCUUUUUAUUCGCAAACUUUGCAAUCCUGGCCAAAGACGUUGGGCAUAUGGUACCGUAUCAUGUCGCCGGUGCGCAUCGUGAAGCACUGGACUCCAAUAUCUGCGCCAGGCUCAACAAGGAAAUUCAGCCCUCCAACAGUCACCAUUUAAUUGCCCCCAACUUCUUUCUGGAGCUCUAUGCAACGCCCGAUGCCAAGCCCACAACCGCCCGGAAGCGGGCGUGCUACGCGGGCGCUUUGGGUGCUCGAGCGAUGCAAGCUCUCAGGAGAUACGAGAAAGAAGAGGAGCAGCCCCUUUUUGAUCACAAAGCGUAUACACUCUCUGCAACGCUGCACAGUGGAAUGCUUAAUCUGUACGCCCACCACAUCACAGAUGGCGAUCCUCAGAAUUAUAUAACGACCGAGAUCGCUGAGUAUAAUAUGCGGUCCGGCCAGGAUGAGUUUCAAAUAGGCAUCACAGCUUACAGAAAUGCGCGAGAUUGGGCGAAGAAUCGGCGGAAUGAGCUGAUUGCGGGGGCAAAUUCUCGACACCCGCAGGGGUCCGGUCAACAGACAGCUGGAUCACACGUUGGCGCGCAGAAGAGUGCUCCUGGCCGCGAGAGGAAGUCUGGUAGGAAGUCCGGCGCAGGCAAGAAGGCGAAAAGGGCACGACGCAGAUAA